GGCCUACGCCAAAAUCUUAAAAAUAUUUCAGGUGGUACGCAGUUGUUAAAAGGCUGGGAACCCCUGCUUUAGAUUGUGAUUAGCAUUAUAUUAGUUGUUCAAAAUGUUUAAGUAUUAUUUCGUAGCGUUGUAUUUCUCGUUAUAUUUUACUCUUGGAUGUUGUGAAUGUUGUAACUAUCGACUCAAUUUAUCAGAAGCUGUACCAACAACCUAUGAAAUCGUAAUCAAACCUGAUUUAGAUAAUAAUGUAUUUCAUGGACAAGUCAUCAUUUAUGUAGUGACUAAAGAAAAUUUAAAUGGGAUUACAUUACAUAGCGAUGAACUAAAUAUAACUGAUGUUUAUAUUAAUCAAAUAAAAGGUUAUUACGUAGAAAAUACAGACGAAAGAAUAACAGUCAAAUAUAAUUCUGGUUCCAUCCAACCGGGAAAGCACACACUUUUGUUUAAGUAUUCUGGUAAAUUUCGGACAGAUCCCUCACGUGGUCUGGUAAAAGCUUUAUAUGAAUACAAUGGCACUAAAGAAUAUGUUUAUGUCACGGAUUUGGAGCCGAACUGGGCCAGAAAAGUAUUUCCCUGCUUCGACGAACCUGCAUUUAAAGCUAAGUACCAUAUUAAGCUGGUAUCACCAAACGAAACUUAUGUGGCUAUUUCAAAUAUGCCUGAAAUUACUAAAUUCCGCACCUCAUAUGGAAUUGUUCAUGAAUUUGCACCCUCUGUUCCGAUGUCGACAUACCUGGUAGCUUUUGCUUUUACUAAUUUUCCUUACUACACUGAAACUUUGGAAUAUAAAGGAAGGCUGAUUCCAAUAAGAAUAUUCACCGUCAACGCGAGUAAAGAAAAUAACGAGUUUGUUAUGCAAUGUGCCAAAGCUGCAUUGUCAUUUUAUUCAGAUUACACGGACAUUAGCUAUCCACUACCUAAAGUAGAUUUGAUUGAAUACAAACGAAAGGCAACUGCAGCUACAGAAAAUUGGGGGUUAAUUACUUUUAGGCAGGGUAUACUUACUAUACCGUUACGUAUUUAUACCAAAUCUCAGAUAAAACUGAUCACAUAUCACGAAAUAAGUCAUUUUUGGUUUGGGAAUUUGGCAACAAUCGCAUACUGGAAUGAUAUCUGGCUAAAAGAAGGAUUUGCAACUUAUAUGGAAUAUAAAUUAUCAGCACAGGAUAAUAAUAUCACGCAGCUUGAUGAGAUGAAAUUUUAUUACUUUAACAAAUUUCUUGAAUCAGAAAUUUAUAACGAGAGCCAACCAAUCGUUCAAUAUUUACCAGACCCAACUAAGAUUGCUAAGGUUUAUAACAUUCUUGUGUACCAAAAGGCUUCGGCAAUUCUAUUAAUGUUGGAGGACCAAGUUGGCCAGGAAAAAUUCAGAGAAAUAAUCAAGAAGUUUUUAAAGAAAUACGCCUAUCAUACAGCUACUACCAAUGAUUUUAUUACAGUCGUAGAAGAAGUAGUGUCAGAUAUGCCUUUAAGAACGUUUUUCGAGAGUUAUUUGUACCAACAUAAAUUUCCAGUUCUCAACAUCGAUAUUGUAGAUAACUCGACGUAUGUUAUAACACAACAAGUUAGCGAGACUGUUCAUCAAGAAAAAAUUAAUGCUACUAAUUGGACGAUUCCAAUUAGUUACCGAACUGAUUAUUCUACUGAUUUAAAACAUAUAUGGUUUCACAGAGAAAGGGAUGAAUUAAGACUUAAUGAACCUAAUGCGAAGUGGAUCAUUUUUAAUCCCGAGGGAAACCAAAUGUAUAAAUCUGUAUGGUCAACUGAUCUAUGGAACAAAAUCAUCAGCAACUUUGAAUUGAUGGAUUAUUCUACCACAAACACGGUUAUUUCGGACGCCCAUUAUUCAUUCCGAUUCAGUAAAAUCAAAUGCGAAAUAAUAAUACACCUGAUGGAACGGUUUGGACCAGAACACAAGAAAAAAUGGAUACUUUUCAACAGUUUAUACAAUGAUCUUAAAAAAAACCUCUUCUGUCAUAAAUAUACUGAAGAAGCGAUACUAUUCUGGAAAUUCCUAAAGAGAAGAUUGGCUGAAACAAAUUACAAAAAAAUGUCUGAAUUUAAAGCACCUAAAUCAUGUGAUGACCAAUUUAUUAUUCAAACUGAAAGCUACCGAAACAAUUUAGACCAGUGUGCGACAUGGAUUAGAAAAAACCUAAAAGAAUAAGAUCCGAACGUAAUCAAGACAAGUCUUUGACAUUUGUAUUGAAAAGUGUUUGUAUAUUAAAUAAAAAAAAAAUAAA
This is a messenger RNA of Diabrotica virgifera virgifera (western corn rootworm), 2243 nucleotides long. RefSeq names its product glutamyl aminopeptidase-like. Gene Ontology annotation, biological process: proteolysis; peptide catabolic process. The transcript is spliced from 13 exons. The record is from RefSeq and is a predicted model, not a curated record. NCBI's taxonomy places the organism in Eukaryota, Metazoa, Arthropoda, Insecta, Coleoptera, Chrysomelidae. Gene Ontology annotation, cellular component: cytoplasm. The coding region runs from base 104 to 2167 and encodes 687 amino acids. Gene Ontology annotation, molecular function: peptide binding; zinc ion binding; metalloaminopeptidase activity.